Molecule: messenger RNA, 378 nt
Organism: Scutellospora calospora
Lineage: Eukaryota; Fungi; Glomeromycota; Glomeromycetes; Diversisporales; Gigasporaceae
Source: the annotation of a GenBank genome assembly
AUGAAAGAACUCCCGAAGAACCUACGAAAGAACUCCCGAAGAACCUACGAAAGAACUCCCGGAGAAACCACGAAAGAACUUCCUAAGACCCACGAAAAAACUCUACGAAAGAACCUACGAAAGAACUCCCGAAGAACCUACGAAAGAACUCCCGGAGAAACCACGAAAGAACUCCCUAAGAACCCACGAAAGAACUCUCAAAGGACCUACGAAAUAACUCUCGAAAAACCUACGAAAGAUCUCGAAGAGCCCACGAAAGAACUCUCGAAGAACCCACGAAAGAACUCCCUAAGAUCCAUGAAAGAACUCACGAAAGGACCUACGGAAGAAACCACGAAAGAACUCCUAAGACCCAAGAAAGAACCCCGAAGAACCUAG